This is a messenger RNA of Onthophagus taurus, 2204 nucleotides long. It is a transcript of the gene Art7, whose product is annotated as Arginine methyltransferase 7. The record is from RefSeq and is a predicted model, not a curated record. Gene Ontology annotation, molecular function: histone methyltransferase activity; protein-arginine N-methyltransferase activity. NCBI's taxonomy places the organism in Eukaryota, Metazoa, Arthropoda, Insecta, Coleoptera, Scarabaeidae. Gene Ontology annotation, biological process: peptidyl-arginine methylation, to asymmetrical-dimethyl arginine; chromatin remodeling.
UGUCAAAACAUAAAUCGCCGUAUGUAUACACUAACCUCAAAAACAUUGAAUGUUUUUUAAAUUGGUUUUAAAACAAUUAAUUACUUAUAAAACUGUUACGAUGAGUAUUUUUACGCAACGCCUCAACCCCAUUACGGGCCAAAUGGCCUGGGAAAUACAAAGUGAGAAUUACAAUUUUCAUCAAGAAGUCGCGAGAGCUGCUUAUGCUGAUAUGUUACACGAUUAUGAGCGAAACGAAAAGUAUGAAGCAGCUUUGAAAGUGGCGAUUGAUCGAAUGCAUUCGCAAGGAAAGAAAGCGAACGUUUUAGAUAUAGGAACGGGAACAGGUUUGUUAUCUAUGAUGGCUGUAAGACAUGGAGCCGAUAGUGUUGUUGCUUGUGAAGCUUUUAACCCAAUGGGGGAGUGUGCUAAGAAGGUAAUUGAUGAGAAUGGGUUCAGUGGCAAAAUAAAAGUUAUUCCAAAACGAUCCACCGAUAUUAAAAUUGGGGUUGAUAUGGAUUUUAAGGCGAAUAUUUUGGUUACUGAAGUAUUUGAUACUGAAUUAAUAGGAGAGGGUGCUUUUGGUACCUUCAAAAAUGCUCACAAUGAUUUAUUAGAAAAAGAUUGUAUUGUUAUUCCACAUAAUGCUACAAUGUAUGUUCAAGUUGUUGAAAGUCCUUUUAUUAAUAAUUGGAACCGAUUAAAAGAUGUUUAUGAUGAGGAAGGUGUUUUAUUGUUAACUGUACCUGAAACUGUUAAGAAUUGUAAAGGAACAGCUGCUGUACAUGAUUUACAAUUAAAUAACAUCGAUAAAAAUUAUUUUAACACCAUAAUAUCACCAAAACCUAUCUUUAAAUUUGAUUGGUCUGGAAAAUCACCCUUUAUUUUUGAUCGAAGCAAUGUACAAACGUUCCAAGCUGAACGAGAUGGGAUAGCUCACGCCGUAUUUAUGUGGUGGGAAUUAGACAUGGAUAUUGAUGACAAAAUCAAGUUAUCUUGCGCCCCAUACUGGGUGCAUCCACUUGGUGAUAAAGCACCAUGGAGAGAUCAUUGGAUGCAAGCUAUUUAUUACUUCCCAUCCAACUUAAAAGUUUGGAAAGGCGAAGAUUUACAGUUAAUUAGUUGCCAUGAUGAAUACUCAUUAUGGUUUAAUAUAAAAAAAGAUAACAUAACCGAAACAGAUUACCAAAAACCUCUCUGUGAUUGUAGUUUACACGAUUUUUAUUCUCGCACUAGAAUCGGUCAAAUGAACGAUCCAAGUCGCACAAAAAAGUUCGCCUCACUAUUUCAAAAACACAUCACCAAAGAAAGCGUCGUUCUCGUUUUAAGUAACGGUUUUUAUCAAGCUUUAGCAGCCGCCAAAUUGGGCGCGAAAAAUGUUGUUUUCGUCGAACCGAAUUGGUCCAGAAACGGAUCGAAUUGGAUUAGUUUGAUAAAAAGUUUUAUUGAAUGCAACGAUUUAAAAAAUAUUGAAAUACUUCCUAAUGCUGAAUUAAAAUCACGGACUGAUAUUAAAUUUAAUUUGAUCGUUGGUGAGCCUUAUUUUAUAUCGGCUAUCGUUCCUUGGGACAAUCUUCAGUUUGCUUAUCAAUUGGGAGAGUAUAAAGAGAUGUUUAGCGAGGAUGUUAAAGUAUUUCCUAGUAAGGCUAUUAUUAGAGGUGUUGCUGUUGAAUUUGAACAUUUGUAUAAGAUUAGAUCACCUUUGGGAACGUGUGAAGGAUUUAAAAUGGACAGUUUUGAUUGUUUAAUACAGCAUUCAUCAUCAAUAGCUGAUGAUGUCGUGGACGCUGAACCUUUAUGGGAAUAUAAGGGAAAAGCGAUGUCGGAAAUUGUGGAUAUUGCAACAUUGGACAUUCCAAAUUUGUGCGCGCAAGAAGUUGCCACGUCAGGUUCAUUUAAUUUAACGGGAAGUGGGGAAUGUAACGGUUUGGCUCUUUGGGUGGAUUGGAUCUUUGACGAAGAAGAAAAUAUAAAAAUAUCAUCGGGACCAACGGAAACUGUUUAUGUUAAUACUGAAAUACAAUGGAACAUUCAUGUUAGGCAGGGGGUUCAUUUAAUGCGCGGAAAAAAAUGUCCCGGAAAUAUAGGUUAUUCGUUUAAAUUCGAUAAUAAAUUGGGGGUUAUUAAGUUUAAGACGCAACUUUGAAUUAGUAUAUUUAAAGUUAUAAAUUGUAUUAUUUUGUAAACUAAUAAUAAACAUUUAUAUUGAUUCAUUAAAAAUUUUG